AUGGCCAAUCAACUCGUGGUUCUUGCACUCAUUUUUGUGGCCAUAAACGGCAUGGCCAUGGCUCAAGAGGCCCCAUCUCCAUCUCCAAAAUCAUCUCCAUCACCUAAGACUUCACCUUCACCUUCACCAUCACCAUCCUCAUCACCUGCACCAUCAUCUAAUUCUCCCUUGUCCUCUCCUCCUUCCUCUUCCCCAUCCGAGGAGGGUGAAAUCUCAGCCCCACCGGCCCCUGGCAGCGACCCCAUUGAGCUUUACGCUCCGGAACCUGCCCCCGCCGACGAUGCCCUUACCCCAGAUGCUGCUCCGGCCGACGAGGCCAGCCGUGCCGCAGCCCUUAAAUUCUCUGCCGGCGCUGGCACGGCGUUCUUCGUUGGGUUCUUUGCAUUCUAA
Molecule: messenger RNA, 390 nt
Organism: Abrus precatorius (Indian licorice)
Lineage: Eukaryota; Viridiplantae; Streptophyta; Magnoliopsida; Fabales; Fabaceae
Product: early nodulin-20-like
Exons: 2
Coding region: 1-390 (129 amino acids)
Source: RefSeq, a predicted model, not a curated record